Messenger RNA from Rhinichthys klamathensis goyatoka, 2604 nucleotides. RefSeq names its product guanine nucleotide binding protein (G protein), alpha activating activity polypeptide, olfactory type (gene gnal). The coding region runs from base 294 to 1433 and encodes 379 amino acids. Lineage: Eukaryota; Metazoa; Chordata; Actinopteri; Cypriniformes; Leuciscidae. Gene Ontology annotation, molecular function: GTP binding; G-protein beta/gamma-subunit complex binding; GTPase activity. The record is from RefSeq and is a predicted model, not a curated record. The transcript has 12 exons. Gene Ontology annotation, biological process: adenylate cyclase-modulating G protein-coupled receptor signaling pathway. Gene Ontology annotation, cellular component: heterotrimeric G-protein complex.
GAGAGAGAGAGAGAGAGAGAGAGAGAGAGAGAGAGAGAGAGAGAGAGAGAUGAUCUGAGCCUCAGUCGCUUCAUGUCUGAUUUUCAAACAUUGAUCAUGAAUAUAUCGAGGAGAUCCGACUGAUUCUGUCGCUCGGGUGUGUGAAGGGGUCAAAGCGAAACCUUUUUUUUCCCGUGGCGCAGGGAUUUCUUGCUCUAUUUAUCAGCCUGAUACAUUUUAAAUCACCAUUAUAGGAGACAUUUGAGAUAUUAUUAUUAUUUAUUGUGUGUCUGAGGAGUAAGAGGCUUUUGAACAUGGGAUGUUUGGGCAACAGCAAGACAGAAGAUCAGCGCAUCGACGAGAAGGCGCAACGAGAGGCGAAUAAAAAGAUCGAGAAACAGUUACAGAAAGAGAGACAGGCGUAUAAAGCCACACACCGCCUGCUCUUAUUAGGCGCUGGGGAAUCCGGGAAGAGCACUAUAGUCAAACAGAUGCGGAUCCUGCACGUCAACGGCUUUAACGCAGAAGAAAAGCAGCAAAAAAUAUUGGAUAUCCGGAAAAAUGUUAAGGACGCCAUAGUGACGAUAAUAUCUGCUAUGAGCACCUUAACACCCCCUGUGUCAAUCGCCAAUCCAUCCAAUCAGCCUAGAGCAGAGUACAUCAAAAGUAUAGCUCCACUCUCAGACUUUGACUACACAGAGGAGUUUUUUGAGCAUGCAAAGCAUCUGUGGGAUGAUGAGGGGGUGAAGGCCUGUUUCGAGCGCUCAAACGAGUUUCAGCUCAUCGACUGCGCAAAGUACUUCCUGGACAGAAUUGAGUCUGUACGACAGAGUGACUACACACCGACAGACCAGGAUUUGCUACGGUGCCGUGUUUUGACUUCAGGGAUUUUUGAAACUCGAUUUCAAGUAGACAAAGUCAACUUUCAUAUGUUUGAUGUGGGUGGUCAGAGAGAUGAAAGGAGGAAAUGGAUUCAGUGCUUUAAUGAUGUGACCGCCAUCAUCUUCGUGGCAGCCAGUAGCAGUUAUAACAUGGUCAUAAGGGAAGACAACAGCACCAACCGGUUGCGCGAAUCUCUUGAUCUGUUCCGCAGCAUCUGGACUAACAGGUUUUUAAGGACCAUUUCAGUGAUCUUGUUCCUCAACAAACAGGACAUGCUGGCAGAAAAGAUCCUGGCAGGAAAAUCCAAACUUGAAGAUUAUUUUCCAGAGUAUGCUCGCUACACACUUCCUCCUGAAGCGACACCUGACCCAGGAGAAGAUCCGAAAGUGUCCAGGGCAAAGUUUUUUAUCCGAGAUGAAUUUUUGAAAAUCAGCACAGCGAGUGGCACAGACAAACACUACUGCUAUCCUCACUUUACCUGUGCCGUGGACACGGAAAACAUCCGUCGUGUAUUCAAUGACUGUCGUGACAUUAUUCAGAGGAUGCAUCUCCGCCAGUAUGAACUCUUGUGAUUAGCUGCCUGGAUCGGUUGUUCCUCCAAUCAACACUUCUCCAGUCCCACAUCACAUGGGCUGAACUACUGAAGAGUGACAAUGUUGUAAUGUUUUUUCCUUUUUCUGCUUUUCACUUGUUUGCUUUCCUUUUUUUAUUUAUUUUAGUCUAUAUAUGAGAUCUGAAGUGAGAGGGGGAAGAAUGAUAUGAAUGUGUGUGUAUAAGAUGAAAUUAGUACUAUUUUGUGUUUGUGUCACUCCCAGGUCAUUCCUUUCUUUAUAUUUUGUUUUGUUUUUCAGCAUUGGCUGGCUUUAGAUGAGGUUAGAUUAGAUGUGAUUAAACCAGCUGAUGUAAUGAAAACCUGUGGUAACCUGUGACCUGUGUCAGGGUGGUUUGACCUUUCCCCUCCACCUAAUGAAGGGGAUAUUGGAGUACUUGACAUAGGAGUGAAGGGGUACAUGAAGGGUUUAAUUUUGCAGGAGGCAAAAUUCACAAUGUAGCACCUCUAUAUUUAUCCUUUUUUACCAUUUUUUUUAGUCUAGUUUCAUUUUUAAUUGCCUUUUUUUGUUGCUUUUUUUUCUGCAAAGCGUGCAGAAAGGACUUCAGGGCUAGAUAGGAGUUUGUAACCAAUUACAGAGCACAGAGCGUAGUGUAGGAGCAGGGGCCUGUGGGAUUUGCAUUUUUUGCGGCAGCAAGCGUCCAUCUUGGGAGAUCCGCCACUGGCCAACCGAUGCCUCCUUUACUAUGGGCAGCCCCCAUUUUGGAGGUAGUCUUAAAUAUAGAUAAACAGAAAAACAAUAUAUUUUCAAGGGGUUUGUUUUGUUAAUCCUAAAAAAUGUGCAAGGUCACUCAAUCUUGUACAGGACUUCAAAAUGUUAUUUUGUAUAACUUCAACAAGAAAGACAACUUUGACUUGUAGAAGCUCUUUGUGCCUUUGAGUAUGGCUGUACCUGUAAAUGAGGAUGAAGUAUGUGUGAUGGACAGCGCUGUACAGCUUGAUGUCAAAUAUUACAUGCAGCACAGCGUGCUGAUGGGAAAUCUCUCUGUAGACUGAGUUUUUUUUCUGGUUUAUAAAACUACUUAAUGUCUUUUACUAUAAAAUGAAGAAAAAUUAGGCAAAAAAUAUUGUAUACAAUAUGCAAAAUUAACCACUUUGUUCAGAAACUGCAAAUACAAUAUGUCUUAAAAUUC